Coccomyxa subellipsoidea C-169 is the source of this 1086-nucleotide messenger RNA. RefSeq names its product SAICAR synthase-like protein. The transcript is spliced from 9 exons. The record is from RefSeq and is a predicted model, not a curated record. Gene Ontology annotation, biological process: inositol phosphate biosynthetic process. NCBI's taxonomy places the organism in Eukaryota, Viridiplantae, Chlorophyta, Trebouxiophyceae, Coccomyxaceae. The coding region runs from base 94 to 1086 and encodes 330 amino acids. Gene Ontology annotation, cellular component: cytoplasm; nucleus. Gene Ontology annotation, molecular function: inositol tetrakisphosphate kinase activity; inositol-1,4,5-trisphosphate 3-kinase activity.
AAUUUUAUUGUGCAAGACUGAUUUUGCCCAAGAGUAGCUUGAAGGCGUGCGUGGUCACGACGGUACAGAGCGGACGCUUUUUCCUCGUCUGGUAUGGUCUGCUUCUCGUUGAUGACGAAGGGGAAUGUCGAGAGCAACAAACUCUCGCAACUACGACCUUGCAAGCACCAGGUAGCAGGACAUCUUUUCGAAGAGGGCAAAGCUGGAUCCCUCGUUGACGACUCUGGGCACUUCUAUAAGCCACUGCAGGGUGGGCCCCGUGGGCGGAGGGAGCACGAGUUCUACGAGACAAUCCGAGCGGAGAAGGAAGCGUGUGCAGAGAGGCGGAGCGCCUCAGGCAGCGAGGAUGGGCACAGUGCGUGCGAGGAGGCGUCCAGCAGCGGGCGCAGCACAGAGGAGGAGGAGUACAGCUGGGGGCAGGUCGCAUUCUGCAUACGCAACGCCGUGCUGCUCUCGGUCAUACCCGAUUACCAUGGAGUGGUGAUGGCUGGAGGGCGCACGCUAGUGGAGCUUGAGGAUGUGGCGCAGCACUACCGGCGGCCCAGCAUCAUAGACAUCAAGGUGGGCUACCAGACGUGGUACCCCAACGCGGACCCCUCCUACAUCCAGCGCUGCCAGAUAAAGGACGAGCAGACCACGCAGGCCACCUUCGGCUUCAAAGUCUGCGGCAUGCAGGUGUACCGGGCCUGCCAGCGGGGCUACUGGCGCGCGAGCAAGCGCUGGUGCAAGGCGCUGCAGCCGGAGGCGGUCAACAAGGCGCUGUUGCGAUUCGCCAACAACGAGGCCGGCCUGCGCCCGGCCGAUGUCUAUGGUGGGCCCAACGGCGCCUUCGCGCAGCUGCAGCAGCUCGCAGCCUGGUUCCAGAUGCAGCGGGACUUCCAGUUUUACAGCAGCUCGGUGCUUAUCAUCUACGAGGGGGAUGCUGCGAGCGCAGAGGAUGCCAACGUGUCAAUCCGGCUCGUGGACUUUGCGCACAGCUUCCCCAGCCAGGGCGCCAAGGACCUCAACUUCCUGCGCGGCCUCCUCGCGCUGUCAAGCACGCUGUCCAGCGUGCUGUGCCUUGACCACCACGACUGCUUGUUCUAA